This is a messenger RNA of Pyrus x bretschneideri (Chinese white pear), 3821 nucleotides long. Its product is annotated as protein NRT1/ PTR FAMILY 5.4-like. The record is from RefSeq and is a predicted model, not a curated record. Gene Ontology annotation, biological process: transmembrane transport. The coding region runs from base 2492 to 3565 and encodes 357 amino acids. Gene Ontology annotation, cellular component: membrane. Gene Ontology annotation, molecular function: transmembrane transporter activity. The transcript has 2 exons. NCBI's taxonomy places the organism in Eukaryota, Viridiplantae, Streptophyta, Magnoliopsida, Rosales, Rosaceae.
CGAUUAAUCACAUGAUAGAGAAACUAAUAUGAACUGUAGAGGAUGCUCUUUGUAAUGUUAUUUCAUCUGUUUUUUUAAACAAUAAAAAUGAACAUUUCAGCAGCAGCAAAACCUCAAACUUUGACGUCUCUUCUGUGUGCACUGCCCAGGGAAAUUAGUUAAAUCUGCUUUAGUUUUAUUUUCAGUUAAUGUCUUUUAAUUUCUUUCUUAAUUACAUUUUUUUUUUCAGUCAAAGUCAUUUAAUUACUUGACUGAAUCAGUUGAAUCUGUUUUAGUUACCUUAUGAAGAAAUGUUACGUGGGGUUUUUCUUGAACUAAACCCAAAGAAUGUCAGGCUUAUUUUUCCAACCAACAGUUACUGGUAUGUAUAUGCUGCUUUAUUAUCUGUGCUACACGAAAAGGUAAGAUCGUUAUCUUUGCAGGAUCAAUCUUUGACAAAAGUACACAACAAAAAACCAAUUUUAUUCAGCAAUUUUAUAUGGCUAGCUCUGACAAUGAAGACCCAGAGAAGAAUCCCAUCAGCCGAGAAGAACGUUCCGAUUCCAGAGGUGGCUGGAGUGCUGCCAUAUUCAUCAUCUGUAAGCUGCCAGUCUUCUUUGAUUUUUUUUUAUUUUUAUAUAUGUGAUUUUCAUUUAAAUAUUUUGUUGUUUCAGUUGUUGAGGUGGCAGAGAGAUUUGCUUACUUUGGCAUGGCGGGUAACCUCAUCACAUACCUCACAAAUGAACUCCAUGAGCCGAUUCCCAUAGCUGUAAAGAAUGUCAACACUUGGGUUGGAGUUUCAUCUCUCCUCCCAAGACUCGGAGCCUUCAUAGCUGAAGCCUUUCUUGGUCGAUUCAAUACCAUCCUCGUUUCAUCGACCAUUUACCUCUUGGAACGGUUAAAUUCAAAGGUUUCCUUAGUGUUAUUACCCUUUUGUUUUCAUAACAUGAUUGUUUUUCUUUUCGUGUCUUGCAGGCAAUGAUGUUAUUAACCAUAACAGUGGCAGUAAUCCCUCUGCAUUAUCAAGCAAUUUUCUUUGUUGCGCUUUACAUAUUAUCAAUUGGGCUAGCAGGGCACAAACCAUGUGUACAAACCUUUGCAGCUGACCAGUUUCGUGAAGACACGCCGCGGGAUAAGAGGGCGAAGAGCUCAUUUUUCAACUGGUGGUUCUUGGGGAUCGUAAUUGGCGCCUCUGUUGCCAUUUUGGUAGUUAUAUAUCUACAGGUCAACAGACUCUUCCUCUGAUCUUAUUUACAUGCACAAGCAGAGUUUUUUUUCUCAAAGUUUAGCCAGGUAUAACUCAAAGUCCAUUUAGCAUUAGUUCAGAGCAAUGGUACAUAAAGAUAACAAGUCCCAAAAUUUUGAAUCCUAGCUGUGAAUUUUUUUUUAAUUUUCUAUUAUGUGAGUUGACUCUGGACCUCAUUUAUUUACAACAAAUAAGAAAUCGGAUGAACUUUUUUGGUGAUUAAUACAACAACAACAACAAAAUCUUAUCCCACUAAGUGGGGUCGGCUGUAUGAAUUCUAUAACGUCAUUGCGCUCAGGUCAUGUGCCAUGUCUUCCGUUAGAUCCAAUUACUCGAAGUUUUUUCUUAGAGUCUCUUUCCAAGUCUUCCUAGAUCUUCCUCUAUCCCUUCGGCCCUGAACCUCUAUCUUGUAAUCACAUCUUCUAACCGGAGCGUCUGUAGGCCUUCGUUUCACAUGUCCAAACCACCUUAACAAAUUUUCUCUUAUCUUUCCUUCAAUUUUGGCUACUCAUACUUUACCUCGGAUAUCCUCAUUCAUAAUUUUAUCUUUUCUAUUGUGCCCACACAUCCAUCGAAGCAUUCUCAUCUCUGCUACACUCAUUUUAUAUACGUAUUGAUUCUUCACCGCCCAACAUUUUGUGCCAUAAAGCAUUGCUAGCCUUGGUACUGUCCUAUAAAAUAUUCCCUUGAGCUUUAGUGGCAUACGACAGUCGCACAACACACCCCAUACACUCUUCCACUUCGUCCAUCCAGCUUCUUUUGCAAGAUAGAUCCUAUGUAGCGAAAGUGAUCGCUCUUUGGUACUUCCUGAUCUCUAAUCCUUACCCCUAACUCAUUUGGGCCUCCGUUCGCACUGAACUUGUACUCCAUAUACUUUGUCUUUGACCAACUUAGGCGAAAACCUUUAGAUUCCAACACUUCUCUCCAAAGGUUAAGCUUCGCAUUCACUCCUUCCUAAGUUUCAUCUAUCAACACUAUAUUGUCUGCGAAAAGCAUACAUCAAGAAUUAUCAUCUUGAAUAUGUCCUGUUAACUCAUCCAUUACCAAUGCACAUUUUUGUUGAUUAAUAUGAAUUAAAAUUAUGGUGACCCUAAAGUUGUGUUAGUUCAAUUGUGUCAAAAUAGUUCCUAGGAUAUUGUAAAAAUUCAAAAACUUUGGCGUCCGAUUGAGUUUGUAGUCAUUUACGUAUUGAAUUUGUCACUAUGCUUACCCUUGGUGUAGGAUUAUGUUGGGUGGGCGGCAGGGUUUGGAACAUUGACAGGGGCGAUGGCGGUCGCAUUGGUUCUGUUCCUGUUCGGUUACAAGAAGUACAGAAGGCAGGGACCCUUAGGCAGCCCUUUCACCUCGGUGGCUCAGGUGUUUGUGGCGGCAGCGAGGAAGUGGCGCGUCAAUGGAACACCCGCUGGUGUUGUUGUGCACAGUGAUGACAAGAGUCAACAUGAGACUAGGACUUUGGCGCAUACCAGUCAGUUCAGAUGCUUGGACAAGGCAAUGAUCGUUGACGACCAUGAUGCUUCAUGCAUGACCAGAAAUCCAUGGAGAUUAUGCUCACAAAAUCAAGUAGAACAAGUAAAGCUCAUCCUACGCCUGAUUCCCGAAUGGAUGUGUUGCUUAAUGUUUGCUGUAGUCCAGUCCUUUUUCCAGACCACCUUCACCAAGCAAGGAAGCACAAUGGUCCAGUCAAUUGGUUCAAACUUUAUGCUUCCCGAAGCAUCACUUCAAAUCUUUGUUAGCCUGACAGUUAUAGUUGUCAUUCCAAUCUACGAUCGUGUUUUUGUCCCAACUGCCCGAAAAUUCACGGGGCAGUCCUCUGGCAUCACCAUCUUACAAAGAAUCGGCAUUGGUCUAUUUCUGUCCAUAAUCACCAUGGUUGUGUCAGGUUUGGUGGAAGUGAAAAGGGUUAGCAUUGCAAGAGAACACAACCUCUUGGACAACCCGAAAACAAUAGUGCCAAUGAGAGUGUGGUGGUUAAUUCCACAGUACAUGGUAUGCGGUUUAUAUAAUGCAUUUGCAUUGGUUGGAAUCCAAGAGUUCUUUUUCGAUCAAAUGCCAGAGGAAAUGAGAAGCAUGGGAGCAGCAGCAUACCUCAGCGUUACAGGUGCUGGAAACUUCGUGAGCAGUAGUAUAAUAACUGUGAUGCAAGUAAUUGGCUCAAAGCAUGGCGAAACAUGGCUUAGUGACAAUAUCAAUCGUGCCCACCUCGAUUGCUUCUAUUGGGUAAUUGCUGCACUAAGCACUGUUAAUUUUUUGAUUUAUGUGUGGAUCGCUAAACGUUUCAUCUACAAAGAGUUUGAAACAGAAGGAACCGAGAAGCAGACAGAGCCGUCUCAAUCUGGAUGAUCAAGAACCGAAGCUUGUAGCUUGGCCUAUCUUGCAGAUAACAGAAACUAGUGGUAUAGAAUACAUGUUUGUGUUGUAAUGUCGUACAACUGCCUCGCAGCUUAAAAUAUACCUCUUCCCUUAUGAUUUCGGACAUCCGGAUCUCGUAAUAGAAUUUCAGAAAAGCAGGCUCUAGUAGAAUUAGUAUAAAGGCCUGCAUCUGCAUGUAUGAAAUUCCUUGAUCAAAAAUUCCCUUUUCAUCUGUUCUGCAGUCAAA